Prunus armeniaca (apricot) is the source of this 192-nucleotide messenger RNA. NCBI's taxonomy places the organism in Eukaryota, Viridiplantae, Streptophyta, Magnoliopsida, Rosales, Rosaceae. The record is from the annotation of a GenBank genome assembly.
AUGCCUCCAUCCGCCGCCAUAGUCGCCGGAAACAGUCACGAAACAGGCGGUGCUGGACAGUUUUUGACAGAAUUUCCAACCUUUUGUUCUCUGUCGUCCAGCCACCAAAUCGGACGAGUGAGGUAUGGUUUUCUAGCUAUUUUUCAUGCUCUAGCUGCUGGUUGGAUAGGAUUUCAGAAAUUUCAAGCGUAG